AGGAUACCAGCAGGAUAUUUUCUUAAAUGGUAAAAUUAUUUGUGCGUGUACAGACUAGUACAAAAUAAGUACUAAAUGUUUCACUAGAUUGCAUAAUUUUUCUGUAAAAGAACUGAUAUAAAGAUGUAGGUUUUUUUCAUAAAGUGAUCGUUAUAAAGAUGACACUGCUAGCGGCCAUACCAACGAUAAUCUACUUAUUUACGAAAACGCUUUGCGACUUGCCAAAUUUUGUUGAUUAGUCGUAUUUUGCGCUUCUUAAGAGAACAAUCGCGGAAAGCAGUGUCACCCGGAAUUUUUAUUUUCUCUUGUGUGUGUUUUAAAAUAAAUUGUUAAUUUUCCGUUUAAUAUAUUUUUGUUUUUCCCUCUUCGCCCUCAUAUCAUACAAUAUCCUUUAUGAUUUUGCUGGUUUGGUCUUUCGAGCUUCAGAGACCUACCUAAACCUGGCACCCGACUUUAAAAAAUUUAAUUUCUUUAAAUUAUAUGGUAUUCGCAUUCGUUUGUACCCGUUUGUAAAAACCCUUCUUUUCGUUUCUACCCUAAGAGGCGAAAAGUUACUAGAGGAUAAAAAUACCCCAGCACCUUACUUUAACAUUUUUUAUUUUUUUCAACGCCAUCAUAAGAAGAGACGUUUGUACCCGUUUGUACUACCCUCACUUCUCGAGAAAUGGACGUAGUUGCUAGGAGACAUCGCAACGGGAUGUACAAUAUAAAAUGAAGGAGGGCCUCGAAGCCCUCACUUCGUUUUUACGAUUUUUAGAGAACAUAUCGUCUGCACAUUUUUCGAGAUUAUUUUGUUACUUGGUUACUUCAGUUUUUUCGUUUGUUGGAAGCAAUUAAUUUUGUCACAUGAAUUUCGAUUCAUAUACAUUUCGGAAUGUUUCCUAUCAAGAAGCAGAAAGGAGGCAAAAUUACUGCUGAGGUCAUCAGUAAAAUGCUCGCAGACGCCAAGAAAAAGAUUAGCGUGCAGAUGAGAAAUAAGGCGGAAGCGCGGAAAGAGCAAGGGGCGGCUAAAGCAGCGAAUUCUGCGACAAGCAUUCAGGGAAAAGGAGGAGAGGGAAACGGGAAGGUAGGAACAGCGACGACGGGAGAAAAAAGGCUACGAUACGAAGGGAAAAAUAAGGAAGACAGCAUGCUGGUGGAAGCCAUUGAAAGCGUGGAGGAGGUGGUCUCCUGCGGAAGCGAUGGCGAUAACAACGACUGGAGAAUGAGAAGUUUAUAAUAGAGAGGGUAUCACUUCAUGGUGAGAUGUUCCUGGAGCUGCGCAAAAUAAAG
Messenger RNA from Megachile rotundata (alfalfa leafcutting bee), 1272 nucleotides. RefSeq lists its product as uncharacterized. NCBI's taxonomy places the organism in Eukaryota, Metazoa, Arthropoda, Insecta, Hymenoptera, Megachilidae. The record is from RefSeq and is a predicted model, not a curated record.